AAAGACAUUUAUGAAUUCGAAACUGACACAGAUUCAACAAAUAGGAUCUUCUCACCAACACGGCAAUCAAAGGCGGGGCUUACCGGUCGAUGGUUUCUUCCGCGCAACUCCAAGACAGGCUCAAGAUAAAACAACUCCGGUUAUUUUUCUGCUUGACGCAUGGCGUGACAAGAUGAUAGCAGACCGGAUGUCAACGCUGUUCUGCAACUGUUGCAACUGGAGAGAUGUUUUGGGUGAUCAAGAAAGUGGUAGCUUUUUAGACCCGCCCUCCUCACAACACCCGAUACCGCCCCCCUUCAACGUUAACCACACCCCUUCUCAGUAUAAAAAACAACCGGGCAGACCGAUCGGAACAUCCAUGCAACUUCACUGACCAGACUUUUAGCAUCUGAAACCAUGAACAACUACGCGGUUGAAAGAACUACAGCUUCAACAUCAUCGCAGCAUGGCUCCCCGGACAGCGACAAAUUCUUUCCGGGACCGUACCACCCUCCUUUCCCCUCGCCAACCCCUGAAUCCUCUUCCAAACUCGACAGCGACAGCGAGAGUCUCCUCACAUCGCUGCAGAGGCGUAUCGACGACUGGGCUAAUGCCCCCGGAGGCAUGCAUGUACGGCCCGAGUACUUUGUUUUACGGGAUGAGAAUUCCACGCUUCCAACCACACUUCCAGCCAGGCUUCCAGCCAUGCCGUCUCUGUCAGAGACCCAGGAGGAAGAUUUACAAGUGCUGAAUCUUCCACCCACCCCUGAGGUAUCCCAGGACUCACAACUACCCUCGGGCCAAGGAGAUCCAGCCUCCCCAGACCCUUCUCAACCCGAGGAUACGCUGCUUCCAUCCAGCCAAGGAGAGACUGACACCGGCGCCGAUGAAUACAAUGGAUGGAAGCGCUUCGGUUUCAUCAAAGCGGUGAAAACCGUGGUGUUUCAUCUUUUGAACGCUGCGAUCGGAAAAUACAUGCACGGUAAAUGUUAUGGGUGUAAUAACAACCGUCCUAGUCAGAGAGACCAUGAAUGUUCGGAGCUGCUUCAGAAUGGGUUAUUUGAACGCAAUUACAAGGGUGUAAUGCGACUACUUUAUAACGCACGUUUCUUCGAUGCCGUUCAACGGUUUCUAACCGCUCACAACAUCCACCAAGACAACCACACAGUCAAUGCCGUUGUGCAGGCCUAUCUGUACGAAUUGACGAUGGCCAAGGAGUUAUUUCAUACAAUCCUUGACGGGUAUGAUGAGAUGGUUGAAGAAAACUAUGAAUUAAAAGAUCAACUUGAAGCCAUCACGCGGUACUGGCAGGGAUCUUGA
Molecule: messenger RNA, 1299 nt
Organism: Fundulus heteroclitus (mummichog)
Lineage: Eukaryota; Metazoa; Chordata; Actinopteri; Cyprinodontiformes; Fundulidae
Exons: 2
Coding region: 397-1299 (300 amino acids)
Source: RefSeq, a predicted model, not a curated record